Aegilops tauschii subsp. strangulata is the source of this 1281-nucleotide messenger RNA. The record is from RefSeq and is a predicted model, not a curated record. Lineage: Eukaryota; Viridiplantae; Streptophyta; Magnoliopsida; Poales; Poaceae.
AUGAUUCGUGUUGUUCUUCAACUUGCCGCAUCUGGUCACUGGCAUGUUCAUCAACUCGACAUCAACAACGCUUUCCUCUAUGGUCAUCUUCAGGAGCGUGUUCUCUGUCAGCAGCCUACUGGUUUUGUCGAUCCCUCUCGGCCUGAUGAUGUUUGCCUGCUCUCAUGGUCUCUCUACGGUCUGAAGCAGGCGCCCCGUGCGUGGUAUCAACGCAUUGCAGCAUUCCUCACUGCUCUCGGUUUUCGCAGCGCCACCUCCGACACGUCACUGUUUGUGCUUCAUCGAGCUGAUCAUGUCGCCAUGCUUCUUCUAUAUGCUGACGAUAUUGUCAUCACCGCCUCUCGGGCGGACUUACUUCGCGACAUCAUCGGUCGUCUUGGUUCUGAAUUUCGGCUUAAGGACUUGGGCGCUCUGCACUUCUUCCUCGGCAUCAAUGUGCGACGUGACACUUCCGGGUUUUUUCUUCAUCAAGGACAGUAUGCUCUUGAUCUCUUGGAUCGUGCUGGUAUGACCGAUUGCAAACCUGCUGCUACUCCUGCCGAGGCCAAGCCGAAGCUCACUGCCACUGCUGGACAACCUGCCACGGAUGCCGCCCUCUACCGCAGUAUUGUUGGUGCUCUUCAGUACCUCACGCUCACCCGACCAGACAUUCAGUUCGCCGUGCAGCAGGUUUGCCUGCACAUGCACUCACAUCGUGAUGUUCACUGGUCUUUGGUCAAGCGCAUUCUCCGGUACAUUCGUGGCACACUGACAUUCGGUCUUCGUCUUCGCACCUCCGCCUCCACUGAGCUCUGUGCUUACACUGAUGUGGAUUGGGCCGGAUGCCCCGACACUCGACGAUCUACGUCGGGAUAUUGUGUCUUCUUCGGUGACUCUCUCAUCUCAUGGUCCUCUAAGCGGCAGCCCACCGUCUCCCGCUCGAGUGCUGAGGCCGAGUACCGUGCCGUUGACAACGUUGUUGCCGAGACAUGUUGGUUACGACAACUACUUGGCGAACUUCGGGUCUCCAUCCCGAAAGCUACGGUGGUUUUCUGUGAUAAUGUUUCGGCCACCUAUCUCGCGGCGAAUCCGGUGCAGCAUAAGCGCACCAAGCACAUUGAGCUUGAUGUUCACUUCGUUCGCGAGAAGGUUCAGUUGGGUCAGCUUCGUGUUCUUCAUGUACCGACCACCCAACAAUUUGCCGACAUUAUGACCAAGGGGCUUCCAACCGCUGCAUUCCAGGAGUUCCGUUCCAGUCUUUGCAUCGCCGACGCCGACGCUUCAACUGCGGGAGGGUGUUGA